Aspergillus welwitschiae is the source of this 1473-nucleotide messenger RNA. Its product is annotated as metallophosphatase domain-containing protein. The record is from RefSeq and is a predicted model, not a curated record. Bases 122 to 1270 code for a protein of 382 amino acids. Gene Ontology annotation, molecular function: hydrolase activity. NCBI's taxonomy places the organism in Eukaryota, Fungi, Ascomycota, Eurotiomycetes, Eurotiales, Aspergillaceae. The transcript has a single exon.
CUGAAUGCCAACAACGACCACCACUACCAUGGAAUAACCUCAUACUAUUCUUCUCCUCCUCUUCUCCUCUCCUCCUAUUCUUCCUCUCUCCCUCUUCAAAAACAAGAAAAUCCAUUCCACCAUGUCCUCCCCCUUCCAUCGCCGUCCUUUCCCCGACUACUUCCUCUCAUCACCUCUAGCAACUCUCAUCUAUCCUCUCCAUCAACUCCUCAACCACCUCCGCGGCCCUCCUCACCUCCCACCCCCGAACGCCCGUCCCAUCCGCGUCGUCUGCAUUUCCGACACCCACACCCUCGAAUACCCCGACGUUCCCGAUGGCGACCUCCUCAUCCACGCCGGCGAUCUCUGCAACGAUGGCAGCGCCCGCGAAAUCCAAGCCGCCGUGAACUGGUUGCGCAGUCUCCCUCACCCGCAUAAAGUCGUCAUCUGCGGCAACCACGACAGCUACUUCGACACGCGAUCGCGUCUCCCCGAAGACCGCAUCGAUGCCUCCUCGUCCCACAACAACACUUCAUCCACAUACGCAACCAUCUCUUCUUCAACCGCCUCCCUCCGCUCCCUAGACGACUACCUAACCGACGACCCUCACCCCCGCAUCGACUGGGGCGACGACAUCCACUACCUCCAACACUCCUCCAUCACCCUGACCUUCCCACCCACCACCGCAUCCUCCUCCUCAUCGAGCAUCACCAGCACCACCCCCCUCCGCCCCCGCACCCUAACCAUCUACGGCGCGCCCCAAAUUCCCGCCAUCGUGCCCUUCGGCCCUGAACACGCCUUCACCUACCCCCCACACCACGACGCCUGGUCCAAUACCAUCCCCGCCUCCACCGACAUCCUCGUCACCCAUACACCCCCGCAAUCCCGCCUCGACCUCUCCCCUGUCUACUCAGCAGGCUGCCCAUUCCUCCUCUCCGAACUAUGGCGCGUGCGCCCGGCCCUGCACGUCUUCGGCCACGUCCACGCAGCGUACGGCAUCGAGCGCGUCUUCUACGAUGAGGCCCAGCGCGCGUGGGAACGACUCUGCGCGUCGAGGAAAUCCCGUGCCCGUCUGUCGAGGUUCGGCUCCCUGUUUGGGUUCUUGCGAGAUCUGUUUGAUCUCUCCGGCUUGGUGGAUUCGGCGAGGGUCGUGCUGUAUGGUGUUUUGGGGGUCGUUUGGGCCAGGGUCUGGGGUGGGGAGAAUAGGGAUGCCGGGUGGGUGGUUAAUGCCGCUUGUAUGUAUAGGGAUUCGGGUGAGCUGAGGAAUAAGCCCAGGGUUGUGGUUUUGUAGGUUGAUCACUAAUCGAGUGAUUUGGUUUGUGGGGGGUGGUAAUGGAUGGUAUUUUUCCAUGUCAUUUUCCUUGUAUAUAAGGGAGAGCCUAGAAGGGGAAAAGGUAUGUGGUUGCAAUGAGUGAUGAGAAAGGUUGCAGGGUGUAUUGUACAUAAUUUCCGGGAUCAAGCUCGGGAGACUUAAGAUAAUCAUUCCAAGCUACU